AUGAGACAAAGUGCCUUCGUCGAGAACAGAAGGCGCCGACGUGAAUCCAACUCCCGACUUUACUAUCCUGAGCCAAAUGCCGUAACCACUGAGCCACGUGCUUACGAGAAAUUAGACCAUGCAGAUGAUCAAACAAGGCUGCUUUCAAAAUAUGCGGAACCAUUCGAAGAUACUGUGAUUGCCACUUUCCUUGCGGAAAAUGAAAUUGAAAAUGUUUUGUGUAAAGUCAUUCUUGAACUCUCAGUUACUUUAUCAGACAUAAAGUCAAAGCCGGAGAACGAUAUAUUCAUUAUAAGAAUCAAAGAAACACCGAAGGCUAAAGAAAAUAAAAAUAUCCGCAACGCAAAUGCCAAACAUUUCUCACUGUACGACAAAAGGCUGAUGUAUGCACAAAGAGUCGUAGUGCCAGCCGUACUAAAAAAGCAUUUAUUUAAAGAAUUUCAUAAUGGUUACCCAGAAAUUUCGAGAAUGAAAUCACUGAUGAGAAGUUACAUGUAUGGGCUUACAAAAUAUCGUGAAAUUGAAGAGUCGGUGAAAUCCUGCAGAUGUUGUGACCUUGGAGCCAAGUCACCACCGGUAAAAUUCAAACCAUGGCCUAAAACCGACAGUCCAUGGACCAGGCCCCAUAUAGAUUUUGCUGGACUAGUAAAUGGUGCAUAUUUCCUGAUUGUCACCGUGGGUUCCGGUUGA
This is a messenger RNA of Octopus sinensis (East Asian common octopus), 690 nucleotides long. RefSeq lists its product as uncharacterized. NCBI's taxonomy places the organism in Eukaryota, Metazoa, Mollusca, Cephalopoda, Octopoda, Octopodidae. Bases 1 to 690 code for a protein of 229 amino acids. The record is from RefSeq and is a predicted model, not a curated record. The transcript is spliced from 2 exons.